AUGGUUGGCGCUUUGGUAAAUGGCCCGAUUGCUGAUGCCCUAUCUCGUCGCUGGACUAUUCUCCUCGCCAACGUCAUCUUCCUCGUAGGCUCGAUCAUCCAAGCCGCGUCGAUCAACGUUCCUAUGAUUUUUAUUGGGCGCUUCAUUGCCGGAUUGUCGAUUGGUCAGUUGUCCAUGGUUGUUCCUCUGUACCUGAGCGAGCUUGCGCCGCCAAACCUCCGAGGGAGUCUUGUCGCGCUGCAGCAGCUUGGCAUCACAGUGGGAAUCAUGAUUGCUUUCUGGCUAGAUUAUGGGACCCAGCAUAUCGGAGGUACAGGUGACGAUCGCGAGGAAGAUGCGCUUGCCACCCUCGUCCGAAUCCGGCGUGUCCCACCAACAGACGCUCGGCUUAAGCUCGAGUUGACAGAGAUCAAGGUCGCAGCCCGAUUUGAUAUCGAGACAACCGCCGAACUGUAUCCUGGCGUCACUUCACGCCUAAAACUUACCUUGGACAGAUACAAGUCACUAUUCGUUGUUCGGCACCUCAAUCGCCGUUUAGUGAUUGCCUGCCUGCUUCAACUGAUACAGCAAUUUACCGGGCUUUCAGGCAACUCCGUAGAUCUACUAGCAACUGGCGUCGUCGGUGUCAUUAACUUCUUCUCCACCAUCCCCGCCAUUAUGUUCAUGGACAGAUGGGGGCGGAAGAAAGUCCUCAUCAUCGGUGGAGUCGGCAUGGGAGUGUCUCAACUCAUUGUGGGAACUCUCUAUGCUGUCUACAAGGACAGCUGGGCAAGUAAUAAGUCGGCUGGGUGGGCCGCUGCGUUCUUUGUAUGGGCCUACAUCGCCAAUUUUGCCUUCAGCAUCGGAUGCGUCAACUGGAUUGUGCCUUCGGAGAUCUUCCCACCUGGAGUGCGAUCCCAAGCAGUUGGUCUUGCGAUUGGAACCAAUUGGCUGAGCAACCUUUCUGUGUAA
Molecule: messenger RNA, 951 nt
Organism: Colletotrichum fioriniae
Lineage: Eukaryota; Fungi; Ascomycota; Sordariomycetes; Glomerellales; Glomerellaceae
Source: RefSeq, a predicted model, not a curated record